GUAGGAGGUGUCGGCCGGAGUUUGUGUGGCGGCGGCCGCGGGAACGUGAGCCCGCCGGUUUUUCGGCCGGGAAAGGCGGACUCGCCGCCUGGGUGGAGUGUGAGUGAGUGUCGGAUCCCGGCGUCCGAGUGAGAGCCCGCAUGGACGCGGAGCCCAGCUGGCCGCGCGACGAGGACGCGGCGGCGCCCGCGCAGAAGACGCUGCGGCCGGAGUGUGAUGAGCCGCCUUCGCCGCCGCUGAACGUCGAGAAAAAGCAACGAUGUAAACUUGAUGGCCAAGAAAUAGAUGGAUCUAAAUUCAUUACCUCCAAUGGAAGUGACUUCAGUGACCCAGUUUACAAAGAGAUUGCAAUUACAAAUGGUUGCAUUAAUAGAAUGAGUAAAGAAGAACUCAGAGCUAAACUUUCAGAAUUCAAGCUUGAAACAAGAGGAGUGAAGGAUGUCCUGAAGAAGAGACUGAAGAACUAUUAUAAGAAGCAGAAGCUGAUGUUGAAGGAAAACACUUGUGCGGACACUUACUAUGACUACAUUUGUAUUAUUGACUUUGAAGCCACUUGUGAAGAGGGUAACCCAGCUGAUUUCGUACAUGAAAUAAUUGAGUUUCCUGUUGUUUUAUUGAAUACACACACUUUAGAAAUAGAAGAUACAUUCCAGCAGUACGUGAGGCCAGAGAUUAACACACAGCUUUCUGAUUUCUGCAUUAAUCUUACUGGAAUUACUCAGGAUCAGGUAGACAGAGCUGAUACUUUCCCUCAGGUACUAAAAAAAGUAGUUGACUGGAUGAAGUUGAAGGACUUGGGAACAAAAUAUAAAUAUUGCAUAUUAACAGAUGGUUCAUGGGAUAUGAGUAAGUUCCUGAACAUUCAGUGCCAACUCAGCAGACUCAAAUAUCCUUCUUUUGCUAAAAAGUGGAUCAAUAUUCGGAAGUCAUAUGGUAACUUUUACAAGGUUCCUAGAUGCCAAACCAAAUUGACAAUAAUGCUUGAAAAAUUAGGAAUGGAUUAUGAUGGACGACCUCACAGUGGUCUUGACGACUCCAAAAAUAUUGCUCGAAUAGCAGUUCGAAUGCUCCAGGAUGGAUGUGAACUUCGAAUCAAUGAGAGAAUGCAUGGAGGACAGCUAAUUAGUGUGUCCUCUUCCUUACCACUAGAGGGCACUCCAGCUCCACAAAUGCCACAUUUGAGAAAGUAACACUUUUUUUUUUUUCCUGGAGCAUCCUUGCUGGAUCUGCUACAAACAAGUAGCAGAUAAUCCUGCAGUGUAACCUUCAAGCACCUUAAACAUUUAAAAUCUUAUUGCAGUUUAUAGAGGGAUAUGUGUGUGUGUGAACAGAUUUUUGUGGGAGGAGGUAUUGAUAUCACCAGCACUUUUGAUAUGAGCAGUAUUUGUUACACAGUAACAGGUCUUGCUGAGAACCAAAUUUUAUAUUUUAAGGUAUUAUUAUAUGUGCUCCUUUAAUUUGAAAGUAUAAAAUGUUAAUUGGCUUGUUCUUUGAAUGUCAUACAUAACUGAUGUUCAAAUAUAAAAUUAAUUUUACAUUAACAUCAGUACCUUGCGUUUUUGAAAAGUAGAAAGGAUGGAAAGGUAGUCCUUUUCUUGUCAUUGGUUUUUAUGAAUGUCAUAGUCUUUUUGAUUUUUGAAGUUUGUUAAGUGAAGUUCGGUCUCUUGGGAAAAUAGUUCCAGGAUGCCAUGUGGAUACCAGAAUCAACUCCUGUACUUAAGAUGACAUGAUACUUGCACAUUAAUUUACACAUAUCCUCCUAUAUACUUUCAGUGAUCUCUAGAACACUUAUACCUAAUAAAAUGUAAAUACCCAAGGUGGUGGUUUCCCUGAAUUGUUUAGGGAAUGAUGGCAAGAACCUAAGUCCACGUGUUGGUGCAGGCACACCAUGGUAGUCUACCCACGUGGUACAAAAUGAGUUUGUGGAGUGAUGCUCAGGCACCCCAAGCUGGAAAGACUGUGUGUCUGUUGUGGGGGAGGUCACGGCCCAGACAGCACUGCUUGGUGGGUGCAGUAGAGCACUUACGCAGCAGAAUCAGGUUUAGUUUUUUGGAAGUUUCCUCUGCAUGUUUGCAGUCUAGGUGGUGGGUUCUAUGAAUGUUGAACCCAAAGGUAUGGGGCACAGACUCUAUUGAUGAUUUUUAUAAAGUACUUGGUAUACAUACUUGUCUAUUUCGUUUCAACUCAGUAGGAAAACCUGUGAUAUUUUAUAGGAUUGGGUUAAAAAAUCUAGUUACAAAUGAGAAAAGUCAGGAAAAGAGACAGCAUGGUGACACAAACAUGUACCCAGUACUCAGGAAUCUGAAGCAGAAGACUGAAUUUAAGACCACUCUGGCCAUAUAGAAAAAAGAAGUCAGUAGAAAAAAAUACUAGCUUAAAUGAAUUUCAUAAGGUCUGUAGCUCACAUCUUAUGAUAUAUAACUAAAUCAGUAGGUGGUUUAUUGGUCCCGUUUCUAUUGUACAUAUUUUUUUUUAUUAUCAAAAACCACAGUGAGCACUGGUAGAGUGCUUGUCUAUGAAUGACCAGUAAAUAUUGAAUACUUUUUGUUGUUUUGCUUUUCGAGGAGGCAGAGUCUCGC
Molecule: messenger RNA, 2579 nt
Organism: Jaculus jaculus (lesser Egyptian jerboa)
Lineage: Eukaryota; Metazoa; Chordata; Mammalia; Rodentia; Dipodidae
Gene: Eri1
Product: exoribonuclease 1
Exons: 7
Coding region: 141-1190 (349 amino acids)
Biological process (GO): exonucleolytic trimming to generate mature 3'-end of 5.8S rRNA from tricistronic rRNA transcript (SSU-rRNA, 5.8S rRNA, LSU-rRNA)
Cellular component (GO): cytoplasm; nucleolus
Molecular function (GO): nucleic acid binding; 3'-5'-RNA exonuclease activity
Source: RefSeq, a predicted model, not a curated record